Molecule: messenger RNA, 1072 nt
Organism: Carica papaya (papaya)
Lineage: Eukaryota; Viridiplantae; Streptophyta; Magnoliopsida; Brassicales; Caricaceae
Product: Acyl-CoA N-acyltransferases (NAT) superfamily protein
Cellular component (GO): chloroplast
Molecular function (GO): acyltransferase activity, transferring groups other than amino-acyl groups
Source: RefSeq, a predicted model, not a curated record
AAAGAUAAACGAAGCAACUAAAGGGAGGGGAGAAAAAUAGAAUUUAAAAAAAAAAAAAUCAAAUGGCGAUGCUCUCAUCUCUUCCUUCUCCGAUCUCUUCUGCCAUUGCCAACUCCAUCGAUUCUCAAAGCCUCAUGUGUUGCCCUAAUUCUUCUAGUAUCGCUCCCCGAUCCUCCGCUUUCGCUUUCACCCGUCGCAAGCGCCUCCGUCCUCUCUUUGCCUCACACAUCUGCGCGCCUACUAUUGACAAGUCGUUGCUGGUUUUCGCUGAAACGGCGUCGGAGCACCAACUCUGGGCUGCCGCAUGCCUCCGUGUUCGGUCCUUCUACGAGUUCGAUCCUUCCGCUUACGCCAUCCAAGAUCAUCAAAAGUAUUUGGCGGAGCGUGAAUUCGAAGCGAUAACGGACCGGAUUACAGGGAAGAGGGAGGGCUUUAGGAGGGUUUCUUGCAUAAAUGCUACUCUUCCAUUAUCACAAGUGUCAAGCUUGUCGGAUGAUCUGUGUGAUGCAUGUAAGUAUUCUGACAAUGGUGAAGAUCGAGUCGUAGUUGGGACCCUUGAUCUUAACCAAUGUAUGAGACUCCCGGAGGAGAUAACAGGAAUGAAACCAGAGGGGAUUGGUGCUGAUUUUGCGAGAGCAUAUCUGAGCAAUGUAUGCGUUGCCAAAGAACUGCACAGGAAUGGGCUGGGUUACAAACUUAUUGCAAAGUCAAAAGUAGUUGCUAAAGAAUGGGGCAUAACGGAUCUGUAUGUUCAUGUUGCCGUUGACAAUGAAGCAGCAAAGAAAUUGUACACAAAAAGUGGUUUCAUCUAUGAAAGCGAUGAACCUGCAUGGCAAGCCAGGUUUUUGGACCGACCUCGGAGGCAUCUAUUAUGGCUUGGUCUCCCUAGUUCCUAUGACUUGUGACCUGCAUUAGUUUGCUUUUGAAGGUCUGAAUAUUGUGAAUUUCAAAGCAUCCUUGUAAUUGGAUGUUGUUCGUUCAAUGUGCAUAGGGUGUAUGUUUUAUUCAUCUAUAUAAAAAAACAACUGUAUACUUAUUUGUAUUAUUUACAAGAAGGUUGGCUUCAAUUUCA